This is a messenger RNA of Pisolithus orientalis, 1468 nucleotides long. Its product is annotated as Arv1-like family-domain-containing protein. Gene Ontology annotation, cellular component: Golgi apparatus; cortical endoplasmic reticulum. Gene Ontology annotation, biological process: intracellular sterol transport; sphingolipid metabolic process; regulation of plasma membrane sterol distribution. The coding region runs from base 151 to 1098 and encodes 315 amino acids. Lineage: Eukaryota; Fungi; Basidiomycota; Agaricomycetes; Boletales; Pisolithaceae. The record is from RefSeq and is a predicted model, not a curated record. The transcript has 9 exons.
UGAGUGGGAACCAAGUACAAGCUUGAGAUGGAGGGGUACUGAAGUUGGUUUGCACGAUGGAAAUGUAGUCACAUAAAGUUCGUUGAUGCAGCACGACGAAGGUGGUCAUUACACAUUUGCAGCUUUCCGUAGCAUCUGGCUGGUAGCGUCAUGCCCAUCUGCAUUACGUGCACCGAACCAACUCCACAUCUCUACACAGUUUACGACUCUGCUUACAACCUCCGCCUCGAGCAAUGUAAAAAAUGUCUAUCGUUUGCUGACCUAUACGUCGAGCAUGACAGCUUGACCCUUAUUCUCGACUUGAUCUUGCUGAAGAGAGGUGUAUACAGACAUCUACUCUAUAACAGAGGGUCAGAACCGCGCAUUGUCUCGGAGAGCAAGAACACGGCAAUUCCUACCAACAAAAACGAUGUGGAGCUCGCUAAGGAGAAGGCAAGGUGGAUACGGAUACUCCGUCUCGGCAGCGGGAUGGUGCUCGUGGAUGCAUUUAUUCGCUGGGCGCAACUGAACCCUGCAAUAUCUGCUGACAUUUCGCAGUGGAGUAACGAAACAAGUGCUGUAUUUCUGCGCAUAUUAGUUGGUUGCUUUGUUGAAACGGUUGCUUUUCAUGGGGGUGUGAUACUAGCCUCGAUGCUCGUCCUCCACAUAUCGGAUUGGCUGGAUAGGGUGAAAUAUUCCCGAGAGGAAAGUGUUUCUGGGGUGCGCCAACAGUUCAGGACAUCACUGAUCCCUCUAUCUGUCCUUUAUUCAUCAUUCACGAAAUAUUUCCUGCUUUUCCUGCUAACUAUCUGGCGCCCCUCGGCAUCCAAGAUUGGUGGAGAACCAUAUCGAUACGGAGGUCCUCCUUACGAGAAUUCUCUAGUAGUUCGUGCUCUCGAAGUAUGGGACGAAGACAAGCUUGACCGUGAGUGGGUUGUACGCAAUGUCCUGGGGGGUAUGGCGGCUGGUUUUGGCUUACGAGUGGUGCUAGACUGCCAUCCAUUUUUCACGACUGCUGUUAUCCUAGUUGGGUGGGUCGUAAAGACAGCGGUUGCUGAAUUGCUGAGGGACUGGGUCAGUGCUGACCAGGAUGUCUGGUUGGCCUACAGUAUUCCGUAGUUAGCCCCUGUACGGCCUGUAGUGACAGGGACCCUUGACACCUCCACUGUCACUUCUGACCCUGCUCAUCGCCCAGCAUCACAACCAUGCCAGCCUCUUCCAGUUCAUCGUCUCGUGCUCUCAAUGCGAUCCUUCCGCUCAUCACCAGCAAUCAGCCGUAUGAGGCACAUCAGAAAGCGCGCACGUUUGCUUCGCGUUACGCGAAGUCUGGGCAGUAUGAUACCGCGAUCGAUGUUCUUUUCCAAUCUGCUCGUGAACUUCUCAAGACAGGGCAGCAGGGAAGCGGGAUAGAUCUCACAUGCUAUCUGAUAGAUGUCUAUGAGAGCAAGGGGGAGAGCGUCAAUAACGACUCACGAGGUCCUUUCGACGU